ACAAGUAGCGGAGAGCCCGUCAGGCAAGUCGCUGAGUCCCAGGUGAUCGCAGUUACGCAGAUCCUGAAUCUCCUCCUUCCGCCUUAGAUCGCUUAUCCGACUCCGGCUCUGCAGCGGCAGGUCCAGCAAUCCACCCUAUGCCCCAACAGUCCAGCUGACAGCACCGCAGCAGCGCUCUCAGGCCGCAGAUAAUUUGAUGAAGCAAUCCAAGGAUCCCUUUGAAGCUGCGUUUGAGGAACAAGAGGAAUCAGCCCCUGAUUCUCCUACAGGAGCUGGUGAGGACGAAAGCCAAAAUGUGGCUACUCUUGCCCCGAGUGAUCACGGAAUGAAUGAUUUUGUUUCCAUUGAUCACUCUGAAAACCCUUCAACCUCUUAUGCUGCAACUGCUCCUACUGGGACUGCUAGCAAACCCAAAGAAGAUGAUGAAGAAGAAGAUGAAGAGAACAUGGACAUGCAGCUAGGAAAGUUCUCAUCUAGUAGCGACCCUGAUAAAAUGGCCAAGAUGCAAAGCAUUUUAUCACAAUUUACUGAAGAGCAAAUGAGUAGGUAUGAAUCUUUUCGAAGAUCUGGAUUUCAAAAGUCUAACAUGAAACGGUUACUAGUCAGCAUUACAGGAAGUCAGAAAAUUUCUUUGCCUAUGACGAUUGUGAUGUCUGGUAUUGCAAAAAUGUUUGUUGGCGAGCUUACUGAAAUGGCUAGAAUGGUUAUGUCAGAGAGGAAUGAUUCAGGACCAAUUAGACCAUGUCACAUAAGAGAAGCAUAUAGAAGAUUGAAACUGGAGGGGAAAGUCCCGAAAAGAUCAGUCCGCCGACUUUUCUGCUAGAAAAGCAUUGAUGAUCCGUCCAUUUGCAGGCUAUGUUUGGGUUUGUUAUUUGCUCAGCUUUGGGAUAGAAAAAUGUUAUACUUGGACUCCCAGAAGCAGGUUUAUCCUUUGUAUGUAAAACAUUGUUGUUAUACAAUCUUGAUUUAAUAUAUCAACCGGUAGCAACAGAAGUGUUUCGUUACCCUAAAAAAAAGUAUUUCGUUCAUAUAGUCCACUACGAGAACGAAUAGCUUAUUGCUUCUAAUAUUGACGUGAGAUCUACAUUUUUUUAAGGCUCAAAUCUACUAACCCAAAAUCCUACUCCAUCCCCUAUGUCGCUUCAUUCUAACCACAACUUCCGUAUACCUUAUCUUCUCUGAUUUCACUUCGUUCUGUGUAAUCUAUCUACACUUUCACAUUUGAUCUCAUUUAUCAUGUGAUACCAAAUUCUUCCAUCAUUGUUCUAUCAAUUCAAUGGAUGUUCUCGUGUCUUUUAUUCUAUUUUUUGUGAUUUUUUUUGAAAAUCUUCACAGAUCCUAGAAAAUUUGCGAUCCAUGUCUUCAUUAGACAUCGAGCAUUUUUUAUGUGUAAGGGAGGACGGUCUCCGAUCAUAGACUACUUGUAUACAUUUAAUUUAUUGAUUUUUCAAAAAUAUUAAGUUCAAGAAAUAAUAUUAGAUCUGUCAUGCAUAAUUUCUUACUCAAUUUUUUUUUUGAUGUUUUUUUGAAGACUUUGAGGUUCAUACAUUUAUUCUUUUUUGGGAUAAUCAUAUCCUGAAAAUAAGAUGUUUUCUGCACUUCGAAGGAUCCUUCUUUAAUUUAGAGAUCCAUGCAUGUUCAAGAUGAUGAUCUGAGAAUAUAUACCAAAAAGUGUUUCAAAGGUAUGAGUAUAAAAUUUGACACAAAUUCUUUUAUUUUUUCCAGGAGAUAUUUUAGUGUAGGGUUUUAUUACUAAAUUUUUUUACUUAAAUAUUAAUUAUGUCAAACCAUCUACCAUUGAGUUACUGCAAUUUUCUAGUCCUCACGAACAUGUUCAAAAAAUUAUUUACUGCAUGAAGUUUUCUCUUCAAUUAUGAACUACCAUUUAGUUUUCUGUUUAUAUAUCAAAUAGAUAUAUUUCAAUAUUAAAUUCUGCAUUUCAAAAAAGAUUAACAUCAUAAUCCAAUUUACAAAGAUAUCAAUUUAUUCUAUUACCUUUCUGCAAUGCUCUUAAAACAAUCAGGGACUUUGCAAGAAAUAUAUAAAUGUUAUCCAAUGAUCCCUUACAUUCAAUAUUAAAACAUUUGUAUCUACUGAACACUUUAUUUCAGUUAUAUAAAAUACCAAUGUGGUUAUGAUUGAAUCAUCCCUCAAUCACAUUAAUAUUUUACAUGAAAUUCAUAGGACGUGGAUAACGAACUUAAUUAUAUUAAAUAAAUUAGAAUACACUUAAAGUAUGUGCCUGAUCACUUAUUCAAUACACUGGAGGAAAAGAAAAUGUAGAAAAGGGAAAUAAUGAUAGUACGGGGCAAACAACAUUCUUAAAAAUUAAGUUUCAGUCCUUUCUACUUUGAUGAUUAUUUUCUUCCUUUUCAAAUUCUCUUACUCUGCAUUUUCAAAAUCAUUUAGAAGGUCUCUCUUAAGCUUGGUUUUCAAAUCCCACCCUAUGGCUUCCGAGCUAUCCACAUCAAUUAUAGACUCUCAAUCCUUGCUUGUUUCACCCUACACGAAGUAGAUACAUUUUUCCCAGGUUGUAGAAUAAAAUGGAUAAAUUAGG
Molecule: messenger RNA, 2557 nt
Organism: Cuscuta campestris
Lineage: Eukaryota; Viridiplantae; Streptophyta; Magnoliopsida; Solanales; Convolvulaceae
Source: the annotation of a GenBank genome assembly